AGGAAGGUUCAUAAUUCAUUAUUUUUAUUGGUUCUCACAUUACUAAAUCAUAUUGUUAUAAAAGAAACUUCACAUACUACUUAAAUUCACACGAAGCUAGACUUAAAUUCCCCUGAAAAUUAAGCUAGCUAGAAAAUUAUAAACAUGGCAUGGUCAACCUCUUCCAAUACUCCUCAACAAAAACAUGAAGUGUUCCUUAGCUUUAGAGGCGAGGACACACGCUACACCUUCACUAGCCAUCUUCACGCUACUUUGACCAGACUUGACGUCGGAACAUAUAUAGAUUAUCAUCUUCAAAGAGGGGAUGAGAUAUCGUCCGCACUUCUUAGGGCCAUUGAGGAGGCAAGCCUUUCCGUCGUUGUUUUCUCCAAAAACUACGGAAACUCUAAGUGGUGUUUGGACGAGCUUGUGAAAAUACUAGAAUGUAAGAAGAUGAGGGGGCAAAUUGUUUUGCCAAUUUUUUAUGAUAUAGAACCGUCUGAUGUUCGCAACCAAACGGGAAGUUAUGCGGAUGCAUUCGUUAAACAUGAGGAGCGAUUUCAUGGGAAUUUGGAGAGGGUGCAAAAGUGGAGGGAGGCUUUGAGAGAAGCAGCCAAUCUCUCUGGCUGGGAUUGCUCUACCAAUAGGAUGGAAUCUGAACUUCUUGAGAAAAUUGCGAAGGAUGUAUUGGAAAAAUUAAAUCGAGUUUAUGUUGGUGACUUAGAUCAAAAAAUUGCAAAGUAUGAGGAACUUGCGAAGCUACAAUAUCAAUUCUUUGUGAGCACACUGAACACCGUUGAUUUGAACAAACAUAACGCAACUGUUGCACGUAUCACAGAACUUAAAAUGGAGAGAAGUCUUCGUUUGCUUCGCGUGACUCCUGACAUGCUUUAAAUGUUGGAAACUAAUCAUCAAGUGAUGAUGAAUUUCUUCCAUUUCAAUGUAUGAGUUUUAUGAGAAAUCAAUUGUUAGUUUUAUGUUUAUAAAGAAAAUCAACUGUUAGUUAUUCAGUAAAAGUUUGACAUUUUAUUAUCAAUAGGUGAAGUUUAAAAUAGAAUGUUGGUUAUCAGUUGGCAAAUUCUCUUUUAUCCAUAUUUUGUUGAUGGAUAAUAUAGUUGUCAUCUUUUUAAUUUAGUGACGUUUA
Molecule: messenger RNA, 1123 nt
Organism: Medicago truncatula (barrel medic)
Lineage: Eukaryota; Viridiplantae; Streptophyta; Magnoliopsida; Fabales; Fabaceae
Product: disease resistance protein RPV1
Exons: 2
Coding region: 145-873 (242 amino acids)
Biological process (GO): signal transduction
Source: RefSeq, a predicted model, not a curated record